CUAGCAGCAGCAACGCUCAGUGGCACCCGUCCAUUUCCUCUCUCCUCAACCGCCGGCAGGCUAACAGUUCAAACUCCCACAGACAUGGCCGACCAACUAACAGAAGAGCAGAUUGCUGAAUUCAAGGAGGCCUUCUCCUUGUUUGAUAAAGAUGGAGAUGGUACCAUCACCACCAAAGAGCUGGGCACAGUCAUGAGGUCACUGGGUCAAAACCCAACUGAAGCUGAACUCCAGGAUAUGAUCAAUGAGGUGGAUGCUGAUGGCAAUGGGACUAUCGACUUCCCCGAGUUUCUAACUAUGAUGGCACGAAAAAUGAAGGACACAGACAGUGAGGAGGAGAUCCGGGAGGCCUUCAGAGUCUUUGAUAAGGAUGGUAACGGAUACAUCAGCGCAGCAGAGCUCCGUCACGUAAUGACCAACCUGGGAGAGAAGCUUACGGACGAAGAGGUCGAUGAGAUGAUAAGGGAGGCCGACAUUGACGGCGAUGGACAAGUCAAUUAUGAAGAGUUUGUUCAGAUGAUGACCGCCAAAUGAACUGAACUUACAAAGAAUCAGUCAAAUGUUUCACUUACCUCUUAUUGCAAAAAUCUACAUUUAAUCAUGCUGUUCUGUAUAGACAAUUUAAACUGAAUGUUGGAAUACUGAAAAUCUGUCCAUAUAAACAAGUUCAAAAAAAGGUAAAGGCAAAAAAAAUAAAAUCCAAUAAUCUGCAUGUACUGGCUUGUAUUCCCCAUCCCCUCCGCGCUGAGCUGACCAAUCACAUCUCGGCUUGUUAGACGAGCAGCCUCUUGCAGCCGGCUACUUCGGCCGCUGCUCCUCUGCUUCUUGGUUCCAUCUGCCUGAUGUCAUGAUGAUUUAGGCGGGUCAACUGCCUUUUCUUUUAUAAAGUCCUGUUGUUUUUCUUUCCCUUCAUGCAUGCAGCGUUAACAUGGGUUACUGUUGAGAUCUCGGUGACAGAAAGCUGUCGUUGGACCUCAGAGGAGGAAAGGGGUGGACGGGAGGGAGCGAACCAAUGGGACGUUCGCUUGGCUAAAUAAAGUCGGUGACUGAUAUUUUUAAGAAAAAUUAAAAUGGAAUAAACAACUAAUUUUAGAUUUUGUUUCCGGCAUGUCUUAUUAAUCACUAUCCUUUUGUGUGUUUACCUUAUUUCUUUUUUUGAGGGUGAAAUGCCCCUUUGGCAGUCUGUCUUAUCCAAUUGGAGGGAUGGGUUGGGCUUUAAAGAUGAUUAUAUACAAGCACAGCUUCUGAGGCUACUUCUGCACCAACCAGUGUGAGUAUUAGUUCGGAUGUUUACAGACGCAGAGUAACGUGAAAUGCGAGUUAUCUCGCUGCAGACGGGUGCAGGCUGCUGCCUCGAAGGCUGUGCGUGUAUGACUCCAUGUGGUGGGGCGAGUUUCAGCUUAAUGGGGGACAGGGUCGGCGCUUUGCAGCAUUUCUACCUUGUUUUUGUGUGUGAGUUUGCCUGUGUGCGUGUGGGUGCAGCGAGGCCCGGCCCGGUCCAGUCCAGCUGUCCUGUUCGGUUCAGUUGAUCUGCAUUCCAAGAUGUACAAUGCUAGUCUUUACAUUUUGUUUUUCCAAUAAAAUCUCAUGAACUAAA
Messenger RNA from Poecilia reticulata (guppy), 1597 nucleotides. It is a transcript of the gene calm1a, whose product is annotated as calmodulin 1a. Gene Ontology annotation, molecular function: calcium ion binding. NCBI's taxonomy places the organism in Eukaryota, Metazoa, Chordata, Actinopteri, Cyprinodontiformes, Poeciliidae. The record is from RefSeq and is a predicted model, not a curated record. Gene Ontology annotation, cellular component: myosin II complex.